This is a messenger RNA of Malassezia globosa CBS 7966, 627 nucleotides long. RefSeq lists its product as uncharacterized. Gene Ontology annotation, molecular function: oxidoreductase activity. The coding region runs from base 1 to 627 and encodes 208 amino acids. The record is from RefSeq and is a predicted model, not a curated record. NCBI's taxonomy places the organism in Eukaryota, Fungi, Basidiomycota, Malasseziomycetes, Malasseziales, Malasseziaceae. The transcript has a single exon. Gene Ontology annotation, biological process: cellular response to oxidative stress.
AUGGCUAGCACGACGGCAACCAAGGAAUUCCUUCAGGUCAUCCAGAACCGUCGCACCAUCUAUGCACUCUCCAAGAAGACCAUUCUGCCAGAUGAUGUUUUGAUCAAGUACAUCCAAGAACUUGUGCGUGAAGCGCCGUCGUCGUUCAAUGUGAUGUCGAGCCGCUGUGUGGUUCUUCUUGGAGCUCACCAUGACAAGUACUGGGGCGAGCUUGUGCCGGGGGCACUCGUUUCUAUCGUAGGUGAAGAGGGUCUCGCGGCGAUGCGCCCCAAACUUGAAGCUUUCCGUCAAGGAUACGGCACGAUUCUUUUCUUCGAGGACCAGCAGCUGAUCAAGGCUCAGCAAGAACAGUACCCGACUUACGCUCCGAGCUUCCCUAUAUGGUCACUUCAUUCUUCGGGUAUGGCACAGAUCUAUGUGUGGUCUGGCCUUGAAGCAGCUGGAUAUGGUGCAAGCCUUCAACACUACGGCAACCUGACGAGUGACGCGCUCAAGCAGCAAUAUAAGCUCCCUGCUUCGUACCAGAUCCAGAGUGAGAUGGUCUUUGGUUACCCUGAGCAAGGUGCACAGGAGAAGACAUACAACCCUGACCAUGAGCGCGUGAUUGCAUACGGCCACAGUGCCUAG